Molecule: messenger RNA, 2251 nt
Organism: Paramuricea clavata
Lineage: Eukaryota; Metazoa; Cnidaria; Anthozoa; Malacalcyonacea; Plexauridae
Source: the annotation of a GenBank genome assembly
AUGUCUGAGGUAGUAACCGGUCUUGUGAAACUUACAUUUGGCUUUUUAGCGAACAAAAUUCGCAGUGGAAUUGCAGAACGUUUGAAAGAUGGCGAUGCCACAGACGAAGAAUGUCGGCGCUUGAUCGUCAGAAAACUUGACGAUAUCAAAAGUAAGCUUGAUGGUUUGGCAAGAAAGGAUUUACUGAGUAGCUUUUGUUUUCUACAAGAAGGACUCACUGCACUAUAUCUGUCACUAUUUCAAUCGGAUUCAAAUGAGAGUGCAACAGAAUCGACCUUAGUUAAAGCUGUGUCAUCCCUAUGGUCAUUCAGAGACACUGGUUUUGAUUCUCCCAUCAACGAAGCUGUUGCUCUUAUAAAUGCCAUCACUUCAUUGGAAAUACGUUCAAACGACCACUACAAGUCUGCCAUAAAAUCGUUCGAACUCGCGCGUGAAAAAGCAACCGAAGCGUUCUGUAACGAAGCGUUGUCCAUCGAAGACCGAAUUCAAGCGUCGCAGAUAAGAAUGAUGGCGAGAAUUUUAGAAAAAUUGGAACACCCAGAAGCAAGCGCUAGCGAUUGCUUGCAGUACCUUCAACAGCUUCAAGAUAUCGGAGCUAUUCAAGAAAUAUUUUCCGUUCUGAUUGACGGAGGAAUCAAGUCGAGGUUUAAUAAAACGAAGCGACUUAACAAUGCCGCGUCAGUUCAAGUUAUGAAUCAAGUAUUGUUUGAGUUCGUCAAAAAGUUUACGAAACCAUCAUUGAGCGCUAGGAUUUCUGCCUGGCCGACGAUUUUGCUAGGUGAGAAAACUUACCAUCCCGUGCUUGGAGAAGAUCGCAUUAUUGAAAAACUUAAAGGGUCUGGUAUGCAAGUAAUGUCACUGUGUUCAGAUUUUACAUUUGAUAAUAAAAUUUAUUCUGGAUAUUAUUCUGUUGUCAACAGCAAGGGAAACAUCGUUGGACUGUCGAAGGAUGCAAGUGCUUUUAAAAUUUUUAAACCUACAGGGGAGAGUCGUACCCUGUGUGAAGCUCCCAGGGAAGAGCGUGUGUCAGAACGCUACGUUGCGGCGAUGGAUAUUGAUGCCGAAGAUAACCUAUAUGUCAUCACUAGAUUCCGAGAAGGCAAUGGUCAAUCAUGGAGUUUUAAGUUGUUUAUCUUUGAUAAGAAUGGAAACGAGAAGCUUGAGGCUGCGUUACCUUUUCAGCAAAGCUCUAGACAAGCAGUGUGCAUGGCAAUAAACAAGGACGGGAAGAUUGCUAUUUUAAAUUGCGAGGGCAAAAUCCUGUAUAUUUGUAACGUACGUGUGAAACUCAAUUCGUUUAAAGUCGACAAACGUCUUUCUCUCAACGAAUUAUCCAUCAGGGGCCGUUUACCGAAUGUGAGCGUAACGUUUUCAGAUUUUAAUGGCACAAAAAUAAUUGCCACAAAUUACAAUACUGUUUAUAUCUACACAGAGAACGGACGGUUGCGACGCAAAAAUGAGAUACCCGAAGAACAUGGAUUCAUUGAUUCAGUUGCAAUUAAUCACGUUACAAAUCGUACUCUAGUUAAAACGCAUCAUUCACAAGGAUCUAGUCUGCUGUAUUUUUCAGACACUGGAGAACUGAUAGACAGUUUAUGUUUGGGGAGUAGAGCAUGGAUUAGACAUGCUGUGGUAACUUCCCACCGGAAUGGCACAGUUGCUAUAGUUGGCAAAACAGGAGCAGCUUUAGUUCAACUGUAGUAAAAUCACGUACUUGUAUGAUGCAUGAGAAUGUUGAAAAAUGAGCUGAUCAUAAACGUCUUAUUAUAUAUGAAAUAUUAAACUGAUGCGUGGUAAAGCACAGUGCAGUUUUGACUUUUGUUAUUUUCAUAUAGAUAAAAAUAGAUCGCUUACUAGACACACUAUAUCGAUUGAAAUACAACGAACAUGCAUGCAGUUACCAAUUAGGUUGAUGAACUAAGUUAAUUAAUUGAUGUGUAGCACUGGUUUGUCUUUGUAAUUUUUGUGUUUAAAAAUAUAUCGCUAUAAUUAACAAUUAUUGGAUGAGGUUUUUGUGAUAUGCGGAAUUAUCAAGGUCGAGGUAAGCGUUAUCCGCCGAGCCUGAUAACGCUUACCGAUCGAGACCUUGAUAAUUUUUGCCGCUUGCUAUAAUAUCACAUGAGGCUCAUUUGCAGAUAACUCGGUUAUCUGCUAGCAGAUAACUGAAUUUUCCGUAGGUUGCGUGAUUGCGCAAUUUAACUGUAAGCUCUAAGCCAAUCAAAUUGCUUUUACCAACUACAAUGUAUAAUGA